AUGCGGUAUUGUUCAUAUUUCGCAAUAUUUUCUUUCUUUGAAUAUGUUAUUUUCAUCACAUCAAAACAAAUACCAUUAAUUGGACUUUUUACAUCGGAUAAUUAUAAUAAUCGUUCGUCAUCAUUAAUUAUUAAUUAUGCGUUAAGCCAUUUAAAAACGAUACAAAAUUUAUCUACAGAACUUUUUAUACAGCACGCUCAACAAGAUAUUCCAUGUGAUAUGGCUGUUGGUACUAAAGUGGUUUUUGAUAUGCUGAAUCGGCGGCCGAGACCAUUGGCUAUAUUCAGUGGUUCUUGUCAAACCGUAGCAUCAGCUAUUGCUGAAACAGCUGGAAUAUAUGAUAUGACUAUAAUAAUUUAUUCAGAAACAAGUUCACUUUUUACAGCUCGAGAAAAAUAUCCAUCAUUAAUUCGUACUGUGCCUGGCGAUUCUCAACAUAAUAUAGCUCGAGAAUUGCUAUUAAAAAAGUACAAUUGGCGACGUUUUGGAAUACUAUACCAAUAUGAAAGACAAUAUACUAUGCCUGUAACACGAUUUAACGAUCUUUUGCAAGAUGAUGCCGAUUGGGAAAAUGCUGUAUCGAAAGGUAUUUCAUUUAAUGAUCUUGAUGAAACUCAAGGCAAUCGAACACGAAACUCGCUAAAAGAUGCCUUUGAUGAAAUACAGAGAAAUAACAUUCGUAUUAUUGUGGGAAAUUUCAAUUCAACUAUGGCUACUCGUAUAUUUUGUGAGGCAUUUCGUUAUAAUCUAUACGGUUCAAGAUUUCAAUGGAUUAUUGUUGGCUAUUAUGAAGAAGAAUGGUGGCUAAAAAAUCAAGGUUCUUGUAAUACAUCUGAAAUUCUACAAGCAUUAAAUGGAACACUUCAAACACGUGUAGCUGAAUUAGGCUAUAGUAUGAAUUCUCAAACAUUAGCUGAAUUGACACCGGCACAAUUUAAAUUUGAUUUAUCACUUCUGAAACUGUCUUCGCAUGAUCUAAAUCCAUAUUUUAUUGGUUAUAAAUUUGAUGCUAUUUUAACUUUAACAUUUGCAUUUGACCAAUUAGAAAAAUCUUUAUCAACAACAAAUUGUUCAACUAAUUUUACUAUUGAUUCAGUAUGGCGACAAUCCUGUUGGCGUAUUGAAUUAUUAAAUAUAAUAAAAAAAUUCGAUAUACAAGGUGUGACUGGGCGUAUACGUUUUAAUAAUGGUGAUCGCAUUGGUGAAAUUGUUAUUGAACAAAUUUUAGUAUCUCGUAGUCGCAAAACAAAACCGGUUGAUAUUAGGAAAUUAUUUGUUGCAUUACCAACAAAUCAAUCGACAUAUAUUCUAUUGGCUGCUAAAAAUGGAAGAAAUAUUGCGUGGCAUGGCAAUGGACCGCCCAAUGAUCGUAUAAAACGUAUUGAACGUGAUCAAAGAAUUUCUGUAUUGACUUAUACGAUAAUAGCAAUCAUCAGUGGAACAGGAAUACUUCUAGCAAUAGGCUUUUUUGUUUUUAAUAUUGUUUUUCGUACUCAUAGAUUUAUUCGAAUGUCAAGUCCACAAAUAAAUAAUUUAAUUAUAGCUGGGAGUAUUCUUGCGUAUACUAGCGUUCUUUUAAUGGGCAUUGAUUCAACAUUACUUGGGAGAAGAAGUUCAGAAGCGGCCAUGAAUUUCAUUUGUGCAAUUCGUGUGUGGACAUUAUCCAUUGGUUUUACGAUAUCAUUCGGAGCUAUUUUUAGUAAAACAUGGCGUGUACAUACAAUAUUCACUAAUGUUAAUGCAUCAAAACGAGCCGUGAAAGAUUAUCGUCUUUUCAUAUUUGUUGGAGUGCUUCUAGCUAUUGAUACAGUUUUAUUAGCUGCAUGGCAAAUCGUUGAUCCUUUAAAAAUAUUUAAAAAUAUUAGUCAAAGAGAGACAAAAGAUGAAGAUAUUGUUAUUCUAUGGAUCUAUGAAGAAUGCCGAUCAAAUCGUCGUUCAAUUUGGAUUACAAUGCAAUCAAUAUAUAAAGGUGUACUUAUGGCUGUUGGUUCUCGUUUUGCUUGGGCGACUCGACAUGUGCAUAUAGCAGGAUUGAACGACUCGAAAUAUGUUGGCAUGAGUCUCUACAAUGUUGUUCUACUAAGUAUCAUAACAGCUGUUGUUGGCUAUUUUUUACGUGAUCAACAUGAACGUUCAUAUAUAUUAACAUCCGUAUUUAUAUUACUUUGUGUCACAAUAACAUUAUGUUUAGUAUUUGCGCCAAAAGUUCUUGAAGUAGCCAGAGAUCCACGAUCAAUAGCUAAACCACAACGUCCAGUUGUGCGCAAUGCUAGAAACAAUUUGCCGCCAGAUAAAACACCAGAGAGAAAAAUGCUGUCACAUUAUAAUCAACAAAUUAUUUUACGCAUCAAACAAUUAACAAAUCAAAAUGAUGCAUUGAAAUUAAAUACAACGAAGUGUGAUGCAUUAAUCAAUCAACUGCUAUCAGCUUUAGAAGACAAAAACUGCAAAAGAUAUAAGUUUGAAAUAUUUCUUCCUUCCACAACGCUGUUCAUUGAUGAAACCACCAAAACACAUGAGUCGGAUUGGUUACUUGAAGAUCAAAAUGAUUUUCGAAAGUAA
Rotaria socialis is the source of this 2562-nucleotide messenger RNA. NCBI's taxonomy places the organism in Eukaryota, Metazoa, Rotifera, Eurotatoria, Philodinida, Philodinidae. The record is from the annotation of a GenBank genome assembly.